AUGUAUAGAAAAGCUAUGAUGGAAAAAAUGGAGGGUUUGAAGAAUAUUUCAAUUUGUGGUGAUGGUCGUUUUGACUCAAUGGGUCAUUCAGCAAAAUAUGGUGCAUACACACUCUUCUGCAGCAACUUAUCAAAAAUUGUCCACUUUGAACUUGUUCAGGCAAGUAGUGUAAAGGGAUGCUCUCCAACGAUGGAGCUGCUUGGGUUUCAACAGGCUUUUGAAUCGCUUGGCAGUGCUGGAGUUGAAGUCUCUACAUUUGUUUCUGAUAGACACCGAGGUGUAGCAAAAUGGAUAAGAGACUCUCACCCAUCAGUUUCGCACUACUUUGAUAUAUGGCAUGUGGCCAGAACGAUAACAAAGAAACUCCUGAGGGCAGCCAAAGAAACAAAUUAGAUUAUCAAUCGUUGGAUACCAUCAAUACGUACCCACUUGUAUUGGAGUGCCACAACUACAAAGGAAGGCUUUGGCUCGCUAAUUCUUGCCAAAUGGAAAUCGUUCAUUUGUCAUGUCCAAGAUGAGCAUGAUUCACAACCUGACAGCCUUUUCAAAAAGUGCACCCAUGAAAGAUUAGAAAGGGAUCGUAAAUGGAUUAAAGAAGGAACUGUUGCAUUUGAGAAGUUGAAUGACAUUCUUAUGAACACAGCUAUUUUAAAUGACAUCAAAAACCUGUCUUCAAAUGAUCAAACCAGUUGUUUGGAAGGAUUUCAUUCUACAUUGAAUCAAUGGCAUCCAAAAAUGCUUCAUUUCCCUUGGCUUGGAACUAUGUGCAGGUUGGUAUAA
Rhopilema esculentum is the source of this 780-nucleotide messenger RNA. The record is from RefSeq and is a predicted model, not a curated record. NCBI's taxonomy places the organism in Eukaryota, Metazoa, Cnidaria, Scyphozoa, Rhizostomeae, Rhizostomatidae.